Messenger RNA from Torulaspora delbrueckii, 717 nucleotides. RefSeq names its product N-acetylglucosaminyldiphosphodolichol N-acetylglucosaminyltransferase anchoring subunit ALG14 (gene ALG14). NCBI's taxonomy places the organism in Eukaryota, Fungi, Ascomycota, Saccharomycetes, Saccharomycetales, Saccharomycetaceae. The transcript has a single exon. The coding region runs from base 1 to 717 and encodes 238 amino acids. The record is from RefSeq and is a predicted model, not a curated record. Gene Ontology annotation, cellular component: UDP-N-acetylglucosamine transferase complex. Gene Ontology annotation, biological process: dolichol-linked oligosaccharide biosynthetic process.
AUGAAAGUGGAAUUUGUGUUUGUAGGGCUGUUGCUCGCAUACGCUGCCCUUGUGGUACGUUUGAUUUCUAUUUUACCAUUCUUCAAAGGGUACAGUAAUGGUUUUGAUAAUCAAGACGGGUCCUUGAAAGUGUCGCUGUUCGAACAUAAGGCUAAGCGGCCUUUACGAUUAUUUCUAUUUCUAGGAUCCGGAGGUCAUACAGGCGAAAUGCUGAGACUGAUUGAGAAUUACAAGAGAGUUCUACUUGCCAAGGGCAACACCAUAUGCGUCGGAUAUUCGGAUCAAAAAUCAAAAGAGUGCUUUGUCAGGUCAAUAGCUAGCGAAUAUCCCGAUUGUCGAUUUGAGUACUACCAAUUUAAAAAGGCGCGAGAGGUCAAUGCCAGUCUUUUGCAGAGUUUGAUAUCUGUACUGCAGACUUUACUCACUUCAUUAAAGAACGUGAUAAAGAUCUCAAGCGAUUUUCGCCAAGGCCCACACCUUGUGUUAUUGAAUGGACCCGGAACUUGUUGCAUAAUUGCUACUUGGUUUAAGAUGCUCGAAUUUCUCAAUUUUGCACAACCAUGCUCCAAUCUUGUCUAUGUGGAAUCGCUGGCGAGGAUAAACACAUUGAGUUUGACUGGAAAAAUAUUGUACUACAUUGCCGAUGUUUUUAUAGUUCAAUGGCAGGAACUCACCUCACAAAAUCCAAGAGCUAAAUGUUUCGGUAUACUCGUAUGA